Molecule: messenger RNA, 887 nt
Organism: Hipposideros armiger (great roundleaf bat)
Lineage: Eukaryota; Metazoa; Chordata; Mammalia; Chiroptera; Hipposideridae
Product: allergen Fel d 4-like
Exons: 7
Coding region: 102-653 (183 amino acids)
Molecular function (GO): small molecule binding; odorant binding
Source: RefSeq, a predicted model, not a curated record
CAGAAUGAAUAUAAAGGCAGAGGAGCUGGACAGUGGAGCCACCUUCAGAGAAAGACUCACUCAAAGGGACUGUAGCUGAGUCACUUCCGUCAUCUGCCAAGAUGAAGCUGCUGUUGCUGUGUCUGGGGCUGACUCUAGUCUGGGCACAUGAGGAAGGAAACGAUGAUGUUGUGACAAGCAACUUUGAUGUUCCAAAGAUUUCAGGGAAAUGGUAUACCAUUCUCUUAGGUUCAGACGUCAGAAAAAGAAUAGAAGAAAAUAGUGUCAUGAGGAUUUUUAUGGAAAAUAUCCAAGGCUGGGACAACUCUUCUCUGACUUUUAAAUUUCAUGUAAGGGAAAAUGGACAGUGUAGCGAGAUUUCUGUUAUUGCUGACGAAACAUCACAGGAUGAUACAUACAGUAUAUUAUAUGAUGGAUACAAUAGACUUCGCAUAAUUGAAGCAGUCUAUGAUGAAUAUGUUCUUUUUCACAACGUGAAUUUCAACAAGGGGAAAGAAUUCCAAGUGAUGUUUUUAUAUGGCCGAACACCAGAUUUGAGUCCAGAAAUAAAAACGUGGUUUGGAGAAGUGUGUCAGACAUAUGGAAUUCCUAAUGAAAACAUUCUUGAUUUGACCAAAGUCGAUCGCUGUCUCCAGACCCGAGGGAGCUACUAGCCCAGUCCUCCAGUGCUGAGUGAAUGGUUCCUCAUCUGGGCUCCAGGAUCUUCCAUUCCAUGGCCCCACGACAUCUUGGGACAAGUUCUGUGACCUGAUGGCCAUCACUAUUUCACAUGAAAGCAUUAUCUCUGCAUCUUCAGACUUUUCCCUAAUUAACUAGAAAGAUCAACAGCUUACCAAGAAUGAAGAAAUUUCUCCAAAUUUCACUCUCUGUGCCAUACCCAGAGAACU